AUGAAGAACACGCAGUUCGUACCCGACACUCCACCUGAUGCUCCACCAGAGUAUGGCACUAUCAACCCCGGCCCUUCCCAAGCUGCUGCUGCAUCCACCCAAGCAGCCGGAAGUAACUCCAAGGCGCCUUUGAACGCGAGGCUCGAUACCCUUGCCGGGCUUUACACACCCCAGCCUGCCUUAGAGACCGCUCCUCUUCCUGGAGAGCCGGCAGAACAGGGAUGGGUAAGCUGGGCAGACUACGUCACUUGGGGCGGGAUGAUGCAGGCUUUCAAGAAGAAACAGAAGCAAGACGAGACGAGGGCGACUAUGCGUAGUCUUAUACAUGACACGCUGAAGAACCUCUCCGACCCCGGGGCUCUAGAGGUCCUGCAUUCCUGUCAAGCCGCCUGUCGUGCCCAUGCCCUCCCUUUCGAACAGCUCAUUCAGGAAGACGUCGAGGGUCACACCCCUCUCUACUGGUCGAUCCUCGCUGUCUGCCAUCUUCCCUCCGCACAAGGAACUCCGCGACCCUCAUACGACAACGGAGUCGGGAACGACAUCCUCGAGCUCCUCCUCUCCGUCCCCUUAGAAGACAGGACCAUCGCAGACGCGCGCUCUGCUCUCAUGCUCAACAACGCCAACUCGCUCUUCCAGGCGCUCCGUACAUACCCAACAUUCGAGAAGACGAGCUAUGCGGAGACCGUGAUCGGCCUGCGCGGACCGACGACCCCCACACUGCCUAGUGGAAGCACCCCGGGCCGGGUGAGCAUCGUCCAGGUUGAGGAGAUCUCCGAUACCGGCGUUGGCACUUUCCGCGUAGGCUGGGAAAUACCGAUGUGGUGCAAGCGCGUCAAGGUCGCGCGUAAAGUGACUGUACAGUGGAUUGCCCGCGGCAGGGGAUGGCAGUGUUCUGCUUCUAUCAAAGAAGGCCAUUGGGUGAUCGGUAUCAAGCUGCUCAAGAAUAGCGCAAGCACGCCAAUCACUGGCGUGCUCCGGCUUGGACCGUUAGAUGCGAAGGAGAAAGUGGAGCUCAAGUACCAGAGAAGGAAGAUGGAGACCAAGGACCACACGUACGACAUCAGGCUUGAUAGCGUACUUGGCGGAGCGACCUUGGAGUACGAGGACUCGCCCUACUUGACCCCCGAAGGAACGCUCUACGUCCAAGGAGAGUUCGUAUUGGAGAAGAAAGAUACCCGAGAUUUCUGA
Molecule: messenger RNA, 1188 nt
Organism: Dacryopinax primogenitus
Lineage: Eukaryota; Fungi; Basidiomycota; Dacrymycetes; Dacrymycetales; Dacrymycetaceae
Exons: 3
Coding region: 1-1188 (395 amino acids)
Source: RefSeq, a predicted model, not a curated record